Bombina bombina (fire-bellied toad) is the source of this 4555-nucleotide messenger RNA. It is a transcript of the gene STOX2, whose product is annotated as storkhead box 2. The transcript is spliced from 4 exons. Gene Ontology annotation, molecular function: DNA-binding transcription activator activity, RNA polymerase II-specific; RNA polymerase II transcription regulatory region sequence-specific DNA binding. Lineage: Eukaryota; Metazoa; Chordata; Amphibia; Anura; Bombinatoridae. Gene Ontology annotation, cellular component: nucleus; cytoplasm. The record is from RefSeq and is a predicted model, not a curated record. Gene Ontology annotation, biological process: positive regulation of transcription by RNA polymerase II. Bases 1260 to 4037 code for a protein of 925 amino acids.
GGAUCAGUGUGUCUGUCUUAACCCUAUGGUGGAAUGACAUUGAUAUUGGAAGAGCAGAUGAACAAUAACACACCUUAAGCAUAGCUGCUGUGUUCCAGGGAUCACACAUGACCUUGCAAUCUUUUGAAAUAUUUUGCAAUUUUGAUGACCUAUUCUGUGAGAUCUACCACAUUGAAGCCGACUCCAGGGUGAAGGGGUUAAGAUAGCUUCUUGAUUAGCAUGAGACUGGGUUGGCUGCCUUGUUUCCUGCCCUUCAAUAGCUGUUCACUGCAUUCAAAGGCAGCAAGCUAUUCAACAGAGGAACACUAAGAACUGAACAGGAUUUGCAGAUCUGGGAAUAUCUGAAAGCAAACUGUUUGGGUCUCAUUGUAUUGCAUACCUGUAAGCUUGCAAGCGCGGCCUGGUGAAACAGAUACAUUUAGGAAUAUAAAAGAGGAGGUUGCAAAAAAAAAUAAAAAAUAGGCUGCAAGUGCACACUGAGGGAAACUGGAUUCUGAUCAGGAAACAGAUGAUUUGACCCUCUUGUAAUCACUGUGAAAAUUGGUGCAUGAUCUUGUCUGCGAUGUGAUGUAAUGGGAACAUUUGCACACUCAGUGUUUGAGGAGCAGCUGUGCGGCUGUGAGGAAUGAAUAUUGUCCCCUGAUUACUGCAAUGCCGAUUUAGAUUGCCUCAUUGAUUCGCUCUACGGAGCCUGAUAGGUGAAGAGAGGAGGGGGGAAGAAUCUACUUUCAUCGUCAUCACCGCCUAAUUUCAGUUCCACAACCAUUUGGAUAUUGUCACAGAUUUUAUUUCGCCAGUUAUUGGGUGCAAAGGUUUAGGCUGAAACCAAAAUCUCUGGGUGUUUUCCCCCCCAAUAUUUGCUUGGUUCUUUUGUGUUGUGCCUCACAGUUGGCUAAGCAGCCCUAUGCUGAAUCAAGCUAUUGUUUGGGAUCUCAGAGCUUUCACGCUACAAAUCUCUGCUCAAUCCCCCUCCCCUUCUUUGGCUGAGAAGCCACAUAAUGUGCCUUUCCUCCACAUGAAUCUGGAAGCUAUAAGCUGGAUUGAUUGCAAAUGAAGUGUAAGGCAUUGUGGGACGUUUAUAAAAUUGGAUCAUUCGAGGGAGAAAACGAACGGACCCACAGCUUGCUUCCUAGAAGAGGUAGCAGCAAAAUGUUUGCAACCCAUGCUCAAGCUGUGUGUGCAGUCUUUUGAUGAAAAAAGGAAGCAGCGGUGAGGCCUCUCUCAUGCAGCUGGACAAUUAGGCUUUAGGUAGCCUCAGAAUGAAGAAGACCCGGAGUACAACCUUACGCCGGGCCUGGCCUAGCGCAGAUUUUUCUGACCGGGCCUCAGAUCGUAUGAGGUCCCGUAGUGAAAAGGACUAUCGGCUGCAUAAACACUUUCCACCAGCUUUUAUUUCCCAGGCAUCACGGGGCUAUAUGUCAGGUGAUGUGUCGCCUAUCAGCAUGUCACCAAUCAGCCAGUCACAGUUCAUUCCUCUCGGGGAAAUCUUAUGCUUGGCCAUCUCCGCUAUGAAUUCUGCAAGAAAACCUGUCACGCAAGAAGCACUAAUGGAGCACUUGACAACCUGCUUUCCAGGUGUUCCAACCCCAAGCCCUGAAAUCCUCCGACAUACACUCAACAUGCUUGUGCGAGAGAGGAAAAUCUACCCUACACCCGAUGGAUACUUUAUAGUAACCCCACAGACUUAUUUUAUAACCCCAUCUCUUAUAAGAACUAACAGUAAAUGGUACCACUUGGAUGAGAGGAUAGCUGAUCAUUCUCAGUGUACCUCUCCACAACCAGGAACUAUAACACCUUCCCCUUCAGGAUGUGUCAGGGACAGAACUCUCUCCAAAAACCACUGCGACUCUUGUCAUUGCUGCAGAGAAGAUAUGCAUAGCAUUCAUGCAUCAACUUUACAAAGGAAAUCCACAAAGGACUGCAAGGACUCAUAUUGUCCUCCAUCCAUGUGCCAGAUCCCCCCUACUGAGAAAAGCAAAAGUACCAUAAAUUAUUCUUAUAAAACCGAAACCCUCACAAAACCUAAGGAUGGGGAAAAGCCAUCUAAAAAGUUUGGUCUAAAGUUGUUUAGGCUGAGUUUUAAAAAGGACAAAGCAAAACAAUUGGCAAAUUUUUCAGCCCAGUUCCCUCCUGAAGAGUGGCCCUUGAGAGAUGAAGACACACCUACCACUAUACCCCGGGAAGUAGAAAUGGAAAUAAUUAGACGAAUCAACCCAGACUUGACAGUGGAAAAUGUUGUACGGCACACUGCACUAAUGAAAAAACUUGAAGAAGAGAAAUCUCAGAGAAGCAAAGCUGGGUCAUCGGCUCAUCAUAGUGGCAGAAGCAGAAGAAGCAGGACUCACAGAAAAACUCAUGGAAAAUCUCGAUCUCAUAGCAAGACUAGGGCUUCCAAAGGUGACCCCUCAGAUGGUUCCCACUUAGAUAUACCUGGAGAAAGGGAGUAUGACUUCUUAUAUAAACCUCGAAAUAGGUCACCCAGAGAGGGUUGUUUUAUAAUGGAGCGUAAAGGAGGAGAAAAUUUUGUUGUUCUAAGCAAUCCAAACAUGAUUGAAUCCCAUUUUCCAGUCACACCAGAAUGGGAUGUUUCUGGUGAACUGGCCAAAAGGAGAACUGAAAUGCCUUUUCCUGAACCCUCUAGGGGAAGCUCACACUCAAAGGUCCAUCGAAGCCACAGCCAUACACAAGAUAGAAGGUCAAGGAAUGAAAGAUCUAAUAAAGCUAAAGAAAGAUCUAGAUCAAUGGACAACUCCAAAGGACCUCUAAGUGGUGCUUCCUUAGGUACACCAGAUGACCUAACCGAAGGCUGCAGCCUUGAUGAUAAAACACCAAGCCAGUCUUAUAUUGAUGACAGUACCUUAAGACCAUCACAUUCUUUGACGCAUCAAAGAAAUCUAUCCUUUAAAGACCCAUGCAUACCAGAAUUGGCGAGUGGUGGUGCAGAUACCCCUAAGUCAUGUAGUCUGAUAGAACAAGGCAAACUUCCAGAGACUUUAUCCUCAUACAGUGAACUUAAUUCUUGUUCCAAAAAAACACCAGAUGACUAUUUUCAAUGUAACACAUCUAGUGAAACAAUACUCACUGCACCAUCACCUCUAGGAAAGAAUAAAGAUGAUAUUGAUAUAACAAGUGUUUCUGAAAGCUUGAAAAGACUAUCGCCAGCUGACAAGCCACAGCAACACAUAGCUAGAGAACAAGGUGAAUAUAAAGAAGAAUCACCUAAAGGAACAAUCAGUAGUCUUUCAGUUGCUCCUUCUAGUCAAUCACCUGAAGUAAUUGCAAAUGGUAGAUUAGUGCCACAUCACAAUACAGAAUCAAGCAGUCUUGACAAAAGGAAAGAAAUAUUCAGUAAGGAUACCCUAUUCAAACCUUUGCACAAUAGCCUAUCUGUGAAUAGUUUUCAUAAAUCUGGUGUGACAUUGUUAAAAACACACCAAAAGACUUCUCCUGAAACACUGCCAGCAAGCGUUGAAAACUUUGAGCAACCUAUUACCACCUCAGUUACACAAAAUCUGGCCGUUUCACCAAGGCCACAGGAACCAACGGGGAACCCAGAAGCCUCUUUUGAUUACUAUAAUGUUUCUGAAGAUGAUGAAUCUGAAGAAGGGACGCAAAAGACAGCAGAGGAGGAGAAGAACAGAGAUGAAGUAGGGACAAUGCAAUGGCUACUACAAAGGGAAAAGGAAAGGGAUUUGCAAAGGAAGUUUGAAAAGAACCUCACUCUACUGAACCCAAAGGAAACUGAAAAUGGCAGCAGUCAGAGAGCCACACAUUCGGCUCGUCUAGAUAGUAUGGAUAGUAGCAGCAUCACUGUAGAUAGUGGCUUUAAUUCACCACGUACUCGUGAAAGCCUGGCUUCCAAUACAUCCAGUAUUGUUGAAAGUAACAGACGUCAAAAUCCCGCUCUAAGCCCUGCUCACGGUGGUGCUGGUCCAACAUUUAACUUCCGGACAGCUGCUACAGAAACCACGACAACUGAUGCUGAUAAACUGCAGAAACCCGCUAACUGUUUGCAAGCGUCUGUUACUAGUGUUUGAUAGCCUUUCAGCCUCAAAAUCUUGUUCUGUCUCAUCCUCUACAGCAAAGUUUACUACACUGGGACUGAUGUUUACAUCUAUUUACAAGCAAGCCUCACACCCACAGUUUUUGUGUCUUACUAAAACUGUGCUGCUAAUUAGCCCAGGGGGCAAUGACAAAGAACAGAAUUCCCACCUUUUGUUCCUAUUUUGGCUAUAUAUUUUUCCCACAAUAAUUGCUUUCCAAAAUGUACAGCUCUGUAGAAAGUGAAUAACAUUAGCGACAAUGUGUACAUUUUUUUUUCACGUAAUUAUAGCAGAGCACAUAUAUUAGUCUUGACACUGUAAUCUGCUAUUUCAAUGUCUUGCCAUACAAAGCAGUUUAUUUCUUUUUAAAGCGGCAGUGCUAAGGACUGAUGAAAACUUUGAUGCAAUUGUAGGAUUCCAUAACCCAUUAUUGCAUUAUGUUAAAUUCUGCUGGAAUAAUUUUGACUAUAUUUAAAUGUAGCAAAAUAAAUGUUACCACUAAAAGAACCAUA